UGCAGAGGGUGAUGGGAGUUGCCUGUGCCUUAGGAAACACUUUUUAGGCGCUUGUUUUGUACUAUCACUGGAACGUACCGCGGCAACACUCCCAAUUUCACAACCAGCGUGAGUCAGCUGCAGCAGGACAGUGAGGGGAAGGUGGAUGAGGAGGGCUCCUUAAUCCCCGGGGCAGGCAUGACAGAGAGGUGACUAGAGAACCCUAGAUGCGGUUCCUGCCCCCUCAGGACAGGUGAGCGCCAAGCCAGGCUGGCCGCUGGGUGGAGCUGCAUGAACCACCCUCCAGGGCACCCUGUCGCCAGUGCACAGAUAGAGCCUUAUGUAGCGCAAGUUGGCCUCACACUUAUCUUCCAACCUCCACAACCCAAGUACUUGGAUUACAGGCCUGCACCAGCGCAAUCAGCAAAUGAUUACAAUUUUGGACUCAUUGGGAUAAAAAAUACUAUUUUGUCUAGGUAUUGGCAGCCACCUGUGCCCUUGCCAAUGAAGUAUAUCCUGGUCACUGGUGGGGUCAUCUCAGGUAUUGGUAAAGGGGUUAUCGCCAGCAGCAUUGGGACCAUUCUCAAGUCAUGUGGACUCCGAGUUACUGCCAUCAAAAUUGAUCCCUAUAUUAACAUCGAUGCUGGAACUUUCUCACCUUAUGAGCAUGGUGAAGUAUUUGUUUUAAAUGAUGGUGGAGAAGUUGAUUUGGACCUUGGAAACUAUGAAAGAUUCUUGGACAUUAAUCUUUAUAAAGACAACAACAUCACCACUGGGAAGAUAUAUCAGCAAGUGAUCAAUAAGGAGAGGUGUGGUGAUUACCUGGGGGAAACUGUUCAAGUUGUUCCUCAUAUUACUGAUGCUAUCCAGGAGUGGGUUAUGAAGCAAGCCAAGGUGCCUGUGGAUGGGAAUGAGAAAGCUCCCCAGAUAUGUGUUAUUGAGCUGGGAGGCACCAUUGGAGAUAUCGAAGGAAUGGCAUUUGUGGAAGCAUUUCGUCAAUUUCAGUUUAAAGCAAAAAAAGAGAAUUUCUAUAAUAUUCAUGUCAGCCUUGUACCAGAGCCCAGUGCUACUGGAGAACAAAAAUCCAAACCUACACAGAACAGUGUCCGUGCCCUGAGGGGGUUGGGCUUGUCUCCAGAUCUGAUUGUUUGCCGUAGUUCAAAACCCAUUGAGAUGGCUGUGAAAGAGAAGAUUUCUAUGUUUUGUCAUGUGGAUCCUGAACAGGUCAUCUGUAUCCAUGAUGUUUCUUCCAUCUACCAAGUGCCUAUCCUUUUGGAAGAGCAAGGAGUGAUUAAAUAUUUUAAAGAGAGGUUGGACCUGCCCAUCAGUAAUUCAAAUAAUUUGCUUUUCAAGUGGAAAGCCAUGGCUGACAGGUAUGAAGGAUUGCAGAAAAUAUGCUCCAUUGCCCUGGUUGGUAAAUAUACCAAACUCAGGGACUGCUAUGCCUCUGUGUUCAAGGCACUGGAACAUUCAGCCUUGGCCAUCAAUCACAAAUUGAAUGUGAUGUACAUAGACUCCAUCGAUCUGGAGCCAAUCACCAAAGCCGAGGAUCCUAUGAAAUUCCAUGAAGCUUGGCAGAAGCUGUGCUUAGCUGAUGGUAUUCUUGUGCCUGGAGGCUUUGGAAUGCGAGGAACACUGGGAAAACUCCAUGCAAUUUCUUGGGCAAGGACAAAGAAGAUUCCAUUUCUGGGAAUUUGCCUUGGGAUGCAACUGGCAGUGAUUGAGUUUGCAAGAAACUGUCUGAACUUGAAAGAUGCUAAUUCUACAGAAUUUGAUCCAGACACUCCAGUCCCAUUGAUAAUUGACAUGCCUGAACACAACCCUGGCAACAUGGGAGGAACAAUGCGACUGGGAUUAAGACGGACCAUUUUCACAACUGAAAAUUCCAUACUGAGGAAGCUUUAUGGUGAUGUUCCUUAUGUAGAAGAAAGACACCGGCACCGUUAUGAGGUGAACCCUAAACUGAUCAAGCAAUUUGAGAAGAAAGACCUUUGUUUUGUUGGUCGCGAUGUAGAUAGGAAGAGGAUGGAAAUUAUUGAAUUGUCAAAUCAUCCAUAUUUCGUUGGUGUCCAGUUUCAUCCUGAGUUUACUUCUAGACCAAUGAAGCCUUCCCCUCCAUACCUAGGACUCUUACUUGCAGCUACUGGGAGCCUAGAUAACCAUCUUCAACACAUCAGCAGACUCUUGCUCAGGUUUUCCUUGUCUCCUCAUCCUUCUAACUCUGAUGGACCAGACUGACUCCAUCUUAAGGAUAGAAGCCAUUUUGUAAUAAGGUCAGAACAAGUUCAUUUCUGUUUGCUGCCAAAUUCAAGCUUGACUGUGCUUUAACCUGUUCCUGGAAUUUGACAUGCUCCCCACCCUCUGGAGUUUGACUCACACCUUGAAUAUACCCUGAUAAGAUGUUCUGCCAAAUAAAUUUGAAAUGCUCAUCCAACUUUCUAUGUCACCUCUGAAAAUCUCCCAAACCUUGGAAACCCCCAUAGCCUUGCAGUUUUGGAGGACCAUAUAAACCCUACCUUUUCCUAUAUUUGAAUGCUGUUUUCUCGAACCCUACAAUAGGUAGAUAGCCCUGUGUGACACACAAUAAAGCUUGUUCAA
Psammomys obesus (fat sand rat) is the source of this 2577-nucleotide messenger RNA. RefSeq names its product CTP synthase 2 (gene Ctps2). The record is from RefSeq and is a predicted model, not a curated record. Bases 271 to 2217 code for a protein of 648 amino acids. NCBI's taxonomy places the organism in Eukaryota, Metazoa, Chordata, Mammalia, Rodentia, Muridae. Gene Ontology annotation, cellular component: cytoplasm; cytoophidium. The transcript has 19 exons. Gene Ontology annotation, biological process: CTP biosynthetic process; pyrimidine nucleobase biosynthetic process. Gene Ontology annotation, molecular function: CTP synthase activity; identical protein binding.